AUGCCGCCGCCGUCAGCCCUCUCGCGCACCGUCGCCUCGCUCACGCGCGCCGCCAUGGGUGCCGACGCGCCGGCUGCAGACGUCGGCGACGACGAGCUGGACAAGUACAUCGCAGAGAUGAUCCUGCGCGAGGCGCGCGAGAAGAACGCUGCCGCCGUUCGGCCUGGAAGUGGCGGCGGCAGUGGCAGCAGCGGCCGCUCGCGAGCGCCCUCACCCACACGAGCGGCGCCGACAAACAAGCGCUUCCUCGCCUCGAUGAUCCGCAGCGUCGACACGCACAACCAGGCCGUCAUCGCUGCGCAGGCCGCCGAGGCCGAGUCGGCACAGCGAGCGCGUGCCGCUGAGGAGGCAGAGCUGCGCGCUGAGGCUCGGCGCCAGUACCGCGAGGCCUGGCGUGCCGGCGAGGGCACUCGGGCGUGGAGCGCUGCCGAGCCGCGCAGCGUGAGCAUUCGAGGCAGCGCGUCGAGCAGCCGAGAGCCGAGCCGGCCAAGCAGCCGCACGGACGAUCGCGAAGACCGUAGAGAGCACGAUGCGAGGCGGAGAGAUGAUGCUGCGGCAGACGAGCGCGCCCGCGAGGCCCGUCGUGCUCGCGAGAAGGAGGCAGACCUGCGCAAACGCUUGCUGGGCGGCCGGCAUCUCGACGCCGAGCGCUCGAGCUCUGCUUCAAGCUCAUCGCGGCGCCGAAGCCGCAGUCCCGAGCACGACGGGCGCAGCAGGGAUCGGGACCGAUCACGGCGCUCUCGGUACGAGGAAGAGGACGAGGAGGAAGCAGAGCGGCGGCGAAGGCGAAGGCGGCUCGAGCGCGAGCACGACGAAGCGCGCAGGCGAGAAGACGAGCGCCGCUCGCAGCACACUGCUUCUCCCCGCACACGCAGUCCUUCUCGGCGCUCUUCUCCGGCCUCUCAUCGCACAGCGAGCUCUUCGCGUGCACAUGCCGCCGAGCGCGUGCCACACGACUCUGGAGAGUCACCGGCGCCGCUGCCCGACCCGUCGCUGUACUCGUCGAAGAUGGACAAGUACUUCGAUCCGGCCUACGACCCGGCGCUCGACGUGAGUCUGGAGGCCACGACGGACGAGAACGGCCUGGUGGCCGACGGCGGCUGGGACCGCAUGCUGGAUGUGGUGCGCGAGCGCGAGGAUGCCAAGCGGCGCGCCAAGGACGAGCGGCGGCGGGAGAAGGACGACAAGCGGCGGCGGAAGGAGCUGCGCAAGGAGGGUCGCUUGGCUCGCUCUUCGGCACUGAGCAGCGACGAGGAGCCUGCAGAGGCGUCAGCUCCGCAGCCGGUGCGCGCCACGCGCGAGUGGGAUCUGGGCAAGGUCAAGGAUCUGGCGUAG
Messenger RNA from Tilletiopsis washingtonensis, 1335 nucleotides. RefSeq lists its product as hypothetical. The record is from RefSeq and is a predicted model, not a curated record. Bases 1 to 1335 code for a protein of 444 amino acids. The transcript is spliced from 2 exons. Lineage: Eukaryota; Fungi; Basidiomycota; Exobasidiomycetes; Entylomatales.